CGAUAUCUUCUACAGUAAUAUGCUGAUUUGAUGUCUUAUAAUACUUCUACAAUUUAACGGAGACUGACAAACAGCUGUUUGAAUAAUUAUUAACGUUCGCCAUGAGUCGAUUUUCGGCGUAUAUUUUCUUGACUGCUCAUAUUUUAGUUUUUAUAAAAACUGAUCCACUAGAGGGUGAACAGAUUUUUCAAGCGGAUCCUCAAGACUUCCCUUUUGUUGUGUCAUUUAGACAAAAAGUUUCGGAAACACUGAUAGACACUGAACACUUCUGUACUGGAUCACUUAUUACGCAGAUACACGUUAUAACAGCUGCACACUGUUUUGAAGAAAAAAUAGAAAGUGAAAUUAAAGCGAUCAUUGUGGGGGAAUAUUGGAUAAGGCCCUAUGUCGAUCAUGGAAUUGAUUAUUGGUUAAUAUAUGACUCCUGGGCUCGAGAAAAUGGAAAAGCUAUCGAGUUGCCACUGAAUGAUAUAGCAAUCGCUAAGUUAUCAUCGCCGGCAAAUCACGAACGUAUAAUACCUGUCUCCCUCACGAAUUUGAAUAACAAACAGCUCUAUGGAACGAAGGCAAUGAUAAUUGGCUGGAAAGCUAUAAAUGAGGAUUCGCUUACAAUGGUAUUAAUGCAAGGAAAAGUGACAAUAUUAAGACCCUCCCAGUCGGAGCAUUUGAUAAAAUUGGUGGCAAAUCGAAGAAUCAUACUUACCGGAAGUUCUCUGGCUACGUUUGCUGAACCAUAUAUACUCGGAAGUCGUGGUGAUAGCGGUGGACCGCUCUUGAACAACAACUAUUUUCUUUUAGGUGUCACACGCAGUACAUGUCCCAUUUCAAGAUGGGGUAACUUCUCUGAGAAGUUUAUAAAUCAAUAUAAAAUUAAUCUUCAUUCGAAUGUUUAUUAUUAUAGAGAAUUCAUUGAAAAUGUGACGACAGUAACCUAAGAACUAUAAGAUUCCAUUCGAGGUUUUUUUAUCAAUACCGUAAAACUUUACUUUGAAAAAUGUAUUGUAGACAAUUUCGAUUGUAAUAAAAAGGUGUCUACUUGAAGACGUAUUAGAUAGAAACUUGUUGAAGUAAAGUAACAUUAACUAUUCAUGAUCAACUAAAUAUUUUACUUUCUUUUUUGUUGAUGGUACAUUUUCUCAGGGUGAGGUAAAAUACACCAUAUUAUCAGCAUAUCCGUACUUACUGCAUUUUUUUAAAUUUUGUACAAAGUAUCCAUUACUAUAGUGAUUUCAUUGAAAAUGUAACAUCAUUGUCUAAAGAACAAUAAUAACUAUGAUAACUAUUUAAGUUUGUCUUAUCAAUGCCGUAGGACUUUACUUUAAUAAACAUAUGGUAGAUAAUCUGGAUUGUAAUAAAAAGGUUAUUCUCAUAUGAUCUUCUUAAAUGUAAGCGAAACAAUCCUGUCUGAUGUAAAUAAAUACGUGCUUUA
Messenger RNA from Phymastichus coffea, 1429 nucleotides. Its product is annotated as serine protease 30-like. The transcript is spliced from 4 exons. The record is from RefSeq and is a predicted model, not a curated record. Gene Ontology annotation, molecular function: serine-type endopeptidase activity. Gene Ontology annotation, biological process: proteolysis. The coding region runs from base 102 to 935 and encodes 277 amino acids. NCBI's taxonomy places the organism in Eukaryota, Metazoa, Arthropoda, Insecta, Hymenoptera, Eulophidae.